Molecule: messenger RNA, 5274 nt
Organism: Vombatus ursinus (common wombat)
Lineage: Eukaryota; Metazoa; Chordata; Mammalia; Diprotodontia; Vombatidae
Gene: UBTF
Product: upstream binding transcription factor
Exons: 22
Coding region: 525-2816 (763 amino acids)
Source: RefSeq, a predicted model, not a curated record
ACUGGGGCUCCCUGGGUCCCUCCCGAGCCUCUCGCCGCCGGGUGCUUGGGGGGGGGGGGUUAAGACUGCUCCAGCCACCCUCUUUCUCCGGGAUGACCCAGGCCUUUUUGACAAGCAAGCUGAUCCCGUGGUGGGGAUUGGCUAGCCGGACCGUGACGCCCAUAACAACAAAGUCCAGGGUAGGGAAGAGAGGAGCCGGAGAGAGCAGAUGGAGGAGUGGAGUCCGCUGUAGGGCUGUGGAGCUUGGCUGGAGGAUGGAGGAGCCGCCAAGCGCCCGGCUGAUUGGAAGAAAAAAGCAGAGCGAUGGAGGCGGGGGUAGGAGGACGAUUUCUCUGCGGGGACUGGCGGCGGAGUCCACGCCCGGGUCGGGCGCUGCAGAGCUUGGCUAGCUUUCAACCAGCGCUCCCCGGCACCAGCCCCACUUGCCCCCCACCCCUGGCCCUCCUGGCGGCUCCGCAGGGUGAAACGCCUUUCACUCCCGGGCUGGCUCACCAGGACAGAAGUAGAAGCUGGACAGCUGGACAAUGAACGGAGAAGCUGACUGCCCCACCGACCUGGAGAUGGCCGUACCCAAAGGCCAAGACCGCUGGUCCCAGGAAGAUAUGCUGACCUUGUUGGAAUGCAUGAAGAACAAUCUGCCUUCUAAUGACAGCUCCAAGUUCAAAACCACAGAAUCACACAUGGACUGGGAGAAAGUUGCCUUUAAGGACUUCUCUGGGGAUAUGUGCAAACUCAAAUGGGUUGAGAUCUCUAAUGAGGUAAGGAAGUUCCGAACGUUGACAGAACUUAUUCUGGAUGCCCAGGAGCAUGUCAAGAAUCCUUACAAAGGCAAAAAACUCAAGAAACAUCCGGACUUCCCCAAGAAGCCUCUGACCCCUUAUUUCCGAUUUUUUAUGGAGAAGCGGGCUAAGUAUGCAAAACUUCACCCAGAGAUGAGCAACCUGGAUCUGACGAAAAUCUUGUCUAAGAAGUAUAAGGAGCUUCCUGAGAAGAAGAAGAUGAAGUACAUUCAAGACUUCCAGAGAGAGAAACAAGAGUUUGAACGAAACCUGGCUCGAUUCAGGGAGGAUCACCCUGACCUAAUCCAGAAUGCCAAGAAGUCGGAUGUGCCUGAGAAACCCAAAACCCCCCAGCAGCUGUGGUACACUCACGAAAAGAAGGUGUAUCUGAAAGUUCGCCCUGAUGCCACUACGAAGGAGGUGAAGGACUCCCUGGGGAAGCAGUGGUCUCAGCUCUCGGACAAAAAGAGGCUGAAAUGGAUUCAUAAGGCCCUGGAGCAGCGGAAGGAGUAUGAGGAGAUCAUGAGAGACUACAUCCAGAAGCACCCCGAACUCAACAUCAGCGAGGAAGGCAUCACCAAGUCCACCCUUACAAAGGCAGAGCGUCAGCUCAAGGACAAAUUUGAUGGACGACCCACCAAGCCACCUCCAAAUAGCUACUCCCUCUACUGUGCGGAGCUGAUGGCCAACAUGAAGGACGUACCAAGCACGGAAAGAAUGGUGCUUUGUAGCCAGCAAUGGAAGCUUCUUUCCCAGAAGGAGAAAGAUGCCUACCACAAGAAGUGUGACCAGAAAAAGAAAGAUUAUGAGAUUGAACUCCUGCGCUUUCUGGAGAGCCUGCCUGAGGAAGAACAGCAGCGUGUCUUGGGAGAGGAGAAGAUGUUAGGCAUCAACAGGAAGCGAGCCACCAGCCCUGCCUCUAAGAAACCUUCUCCUGAUGGUAGCAAGGGCGGUUCCGAGAAACCCAAGCGGCCUGUCUCCGCCAUGUUCAUCUUCUCGGAGGAAAAGCGACGCCAGCUACAGGAGGAGCGGCCAGAGCUGUCAGAGAGCGAGCUGACCCGGCUCCUGGCCCGCAUGUGGAAUGACCUGUCCGAGAAGAAGAAGGCCAAGUACAAAGCGAGAGAGGCCGCCCUGAAAGCACAGUCCGAGAGGAAGCCCGGCACGGAGCGGGAGGAGAGGGGAAAGCUGCCCGAGUCGCCCAAGACCGCAGAGGAGAUUUGGCAACAGAGUGUCAUUGGGGACUACCUGGCUCGUUUCAAGAAUGACCGGGUGAAAGCCCUGAAAGCUAUGGAAGUAACCUGGAACAAUAUGGAAAAGAAGGAGAAACUCAUGUGGAUUAAGAAGGCAGCUGAGGACCAGAAGAGAUACGAGAGAGAACUGAGUGAGAUGCGGGCUCCCCCAGCAACUGCCAAUUCCUCCAAGAAGAUGAAGUUCCAGGGGGAGCCCAAAAAGCCUCCCAUGAAUGGUUACCAGAAGUUCUCCCAAGAGCUGCUGUCCAAUGGAGAGCUGAACCAUCUGCCCCUGAAAGAGAGGAUGGUGGAGAUUGGCAGCCGGUGGCAGCGGAUUUCCCAGGGCCAGAAGGAGCAUUACAAGAAGCUAGCAGAAGAGCAACAAAAGCAAUACAAGGUGCACUUGGACCUUUGGGUCAAGAGUCUGUCCCCACAGGACCGUGCUGCUUACAAAGAAUACAUCUCCAAUAAACGCAAGAGCAUGACCAAGCUUCGGGGCCCAAACCCUAAAUCUAAGCCCACCAUGCAGUCCAAGUCGGAAUCAGAGGAAGAUGACGAUGAUGAUGAGGAAGAGGAAGAAGAUGAAGAUGAUGAUGAUGAUGAUGAAAAUGGGGACUCCUCAGAUGAGGGUGGUGAUUCUUCUGAGUCUAGCAGUGAGGAUGAGAGCGAGGAUGGGGAUGAGAAUGACGAUGAUGAAGAGGAUGAUGACGAAGAUGAGGAUGAGGAUGAAGACGAGGACAAUGAGUCAGAGGGGAGCAGCUCCAGCUCGUCUUCCUCGGGAGACUCGUCUGACUCGGACUCCAACUGAGCCCUGGGGGCGGCCAGGCCUGCCUCUGCACCCCUAGGGGCCUAGCGAAGCCCUUGGGGGGCUGGGGAGGGGUUGAAGGGAGAGUCCCCUCUGUGACUCCUAUUUUUUUUUUUGGCCCCUCUAGUUCUGCCCCCGCCCACCCCCAUUUUUUUUUAAAGCAAAAUGCAUGGGGUGGGGUGAGGGUGGGGGGAGCCCAGGCUAGGACUCUGCAACCUUAGAGAGAUAUUAGCCCUGGGGGAGCCUCCAGGGAAAUGACCAUCAGACUGAGCCAGUGUCUACCCUUCCUUCCUCCUCUACCCCUCUCCCAGGAUCUCGUCACAGUCCCCACCCCUUAGCUGCCCACCCUGGACCAUGGAUCUCACUGCACUUAACAGCUCCUAGCAUGGACAUUGGAAUGGGGCUGGGGGGACGGAGGGAUACAUAGGGGUUGGAAUGGGUUUUCAGGGGUGGGGAGGCCUUGAAGGGUGGAGUGUGGCUUUUCUCACUCCCCACUUUCCCCAUUCAGGGGAGGGAGUUCUGAAACUAUGCGCCCUGCUUACCCCCCACCUCCCCCGUGUGACUGGUUGCCUUGACCACUUUGUUGGAACUGGGGGUAUGGGGACAUUUGCAGGGGGUCCUUUAAGAAAAUGGGGGUGGUCCCAAGUCCUCCUGCCCUGGCUAACCCCCUUGCAGGAAGGCGUUCCCCCUGCCCCUCAGGGCAGCAGUCUUUUUUAUAUAUGUGUAUAUAAUUUUUUUUAAGCUCUGAGCUGUCAACGAGAUGUUUCCUACCGAUCUCCGCUACUGUCUGUCUGUUCUGUCGUUUGGGGGGUUAGGGGGUACUGGGGGGGUGUCAUUUUUUAAAAAUUGUCUUGAGUGUGGAAGUGUGACUGUGGCCUGUAUAUAGCAUGUGUGCCUGUGCGUGUGUUUGUGUGUGGGUGUGUGUUUGUGUGAGAGAGAUAGAAAGAAAUGAGGCCUGACUCCUUGGGCCUUUAAUUAAGGUAGAAAGAAGGGAAAUGGGAAACAGAUUGGAGGCUCCCCUGUCUUGUCUAUCCUACCGUGCCCCCAAGGGAAAGAGGCAGGUCCCCAGUCUGACAAAUUCCAAAUUCUUGCCUGGUAGACGCUUUGUGGGGCAGGGGUGGGGGGGGGGGGGGGGGGGGGUAUGGUGUGGAGGCAGAGACAGGAAAGCUGUAUGGAGUGACUCCCUUAUUCCCUUAGUUUUGUAUGUGUGUGUGUGUGUGUAUGUAUGUGUGGGGUUUUGGUUUCUUUUUUUGGGGGGGGGUAAUGAUUCUCUGACCUAGGUGGCAUGAGGUUGGGGGGUAUCUUAGGCCCUAGGGAGUUUUGUUUCUAGGGAGGAGCUGCAGACUUGGUUCUGGUUAGCUAGGAUGAGGAGUAGAGACCUCAGGAUCUGAGAGUCUAGGGGUGGAUUGAGAACUUCUCACAUGCAUAUUUCAGCCUUCACUCAUUCCUCAGGCUGGGCCCUUACGUCCACCGAGGCAGCCUAGUUUUCAUUGAAAUGUUUCAUUUUGCUAAAGGCUGCUGGAUGCAGCUGACCUCCCCCCAAUUCCUUAGCCUACCUGACACCCCCAACCUACUUUGGAUUUAUUUCUGUGAAUAUCAUUUUUUAGAUGUUUAACUAAAUUUGGAUUUAAAAAAACAACAAUCAUGUCAGUGACUUAUUUAGGCUUUCCAUUUAAUUUUAUCUUCCAUGAUGGGAAAACUAAGGGGCAGAAGGAAACUGGAAAUUGAUGCUGGGUGGGAAGAGGAGAAACCUUGACGGACAGACCCAGUUGAGUGACUGGUAGGCUUUCCCCAAGGUAGCCAGACAAUCUAUGCCCUGACCUCAGGAAAACACAGAUGCUUAUGGGGUGAAUUUGGGGGAGGGUGUUCUCUCCCAUCCCUUUGUCCUACACCUGGAGAUGGUGGAGGGGUUCAUAUGUUUGCUACUUGACUGUGUUUGCCUGUCUCUCUCCAUCCCGACACCCAGCAAGAAAUCAAUCCCACUUCCUGCCCUUAGUUGACUGGCCCUACCACUGUUGUGUUUCAAGUGGACUAUGUUUUAGUAUAAAAAAACAAACAAACAAAAAAAACCAAACCUGGGACUUUUUUCCCCCAUAUUGAAAAAUUCUUACAGUGCAGACAAGAUCGAAGAUGGGUGGGUGGGGGGUGUUGGUACUGUAAGAGGUCACACUAAGUGCAUUUUGGCACUGGGACAAGUUGGUAGGGUGGGUUUUUGUUUUUUGUUUUUUUUCUUUUUGAGGGGAGAGCCUAAGGGAGGGUUAUGGAGGCCCCCCCCCUUUUUUUUCUAAUAUUUAAAGAGUGUUUUGUAGGUUUCAACAACUAUGGCCACAACUUGGAUUUCUAUCACUGGGAAGGGGGGGGGUGAGGGUGGGAUGGCUAGAGAUGUCUGGCUGCGGCAACUUUGGAAGUUUUGUUCCCCCCCUCCCCCCUUUUUUUGUAUAAUAAAGUGAAAAAAGGUUUG